Messenger RNA from Elgaria multicarinata webbii, 3593 nucleotides. It is a transcript of the gene GAS2L1, whose product is annotated as growth arrest specific 2 like 1. Gene Ontology annotation, molecular function: microtubule binding; actin filament binding; cytoskeletal adaptor activity. Bases 120 to 2993 code for a protein of 957 amino acids. Gene Ontology annotation, biological process: regulation of microtubule polymerization or depolymerization; actin crosslink formation; protein localization to microtubule plus-end. Gene Ontology annotation, cellular component: actin filament; stress fiber; microtubule plus-end. Lineage: Eukaryota; Metazoa; Chordata; Lepidosauria; Squamata; Anguidae. The record is from RefSeq and is a predicted model, not a curated record. The transcript is spliced from 6 exons.
GGAAUGACGGGUAAUGGCACCUUGACUCUUCCGCUCGGCAGCGUCCCGCCCGGAUCUGGAGAGAAGGGAGCCCCAAGCCCAUCAUGGUGAUCCAGUGACCUCCUGCGAGAGUCUGCAAGAUGGCCGAACAGAGCAACAUCCAGUCGGCGGCUUCCAAGAGCAUCCGCCCGUUCCGCUCCAGCGAGGAGUACCUCUACGCCAUGAAGGAGGACCUGGCCGAGUGGCUCAACACCCUCUACGACCUCGACGUCCAGGUGGAGAAUUUCAUGGACGUCCUGGAGACGGGCUACGACCUCUGCCAGCACGCCAACAACGUCAACCGCAUCGCGCUGGAGUUCCAGCAGCUACGCCCGGAGGCCGCCGCUUGCAUGAGGAUCCCGCAGAAGGAGGUGGUCUUCCAGGCCAAAAACGUGGUUCCCGGCUCCUUCAUCGCCCGGGACAACAUCUCCAACUUUAUCCAGUGGUGCCGUCAGGAGCUGGGCAUCCAAGACGUCCUGAUGUUCGAAACCAACGACCUGGUGCUGAAGAAGAACGAGAAGAACUUUAUCCUUUGCCUCCUGGAGGUAGCCAGGAAGGGUUCUAAGUUUGGGAUGCUGGCACCCAUGCUUAUUCAGAUGGAGGAGGAGAUCGAGGAGGAGCUGAGAGACCAGAUAGCCUACGGAGAGAUGGAGACCGAGCAAGUUAGCCAAGAACUUGGGCCUGAGUCUCCUGUUUACCCGAAUCGCUCUCAGAGGAUAACGUUGUGUGACCUCAAGAACCUGGAUGAGCUGGUAAGGGAGAUCUUGGGCCACUGCACCUGCCCCUCCCAGUUCCCCAUGGUCAAAGUCUCAGAGGGUAAAUAUAAAGUCGGAGACUCCAACGCGCUCAUCUUCGUUCGAGUGCUACGGAGCCACGUGAUGGUACGCGUAGGUGGUGGCUGGGACACGCUGGAACACUACCUGGACAAGCACGAUCCAUGCCGGUGCACCUCUUUCUCCCACCGCCUGACGCAGACGCGGGGGCUGGGUUUCUCCCCCCAGAAGACGGCCAACCCGGGCAGCCCCCAAGCGGGCAGCCCCAGCACCCAGCGCCGGGCGGAAGCGCUGAGCCUGCACAAGCUCUCCGAACCCCUCCGCGGGGGGGAUAAACGUCUCUCGGCCGGAGGGGAGUCGAGUCACGCCAAGGGCAACCGUCCCGGCCACCCCGCCAAGGGAGACCCCACCCCUCCGAGGCAGAUGUCUGGCACUCCAUCAACAACGAGGCAUGAUGGGGCCCCCGCCAGACCUGGGCCGGCCGGCCGGAGCUCCGCCAGCCCCUUGAGGGGGCCCACAGCCCAGUCUCACCGGGACACCGGCGAUUCCCGCGUGUCGAACACCCUCAGACCCCCCAGAGCCCGGCGUCUUUCUGGAGACAGCGACUCGUCUGCGUCUUCCGUGCACAGCGGCACCCUGGGAAGAAGGCGCAAUGACGAGGGCGGCUUGGCCCUCAGGAAGGAGCCCGGGCGACGGAUCUCCGAAGGGGCUGGCCUGCAGGCCCACGCCAGCCCGAAGAGGCAGCCGGCCAGCCGGAGCCAGUCACGAGACCGGGGGGGCUUGCCGAGGCCGUCCCCGGGGGGCCGGCAGAACGAGGCGGAGGAGCGGGGGCGUCCCCGGAUGCCAAAUGGCCAUAGCAAGCCCUUAGCCCAGAGCCCUCGCCCCAGGGCCCGCAGCCAGGGGAGACCCUCCGGGGAACCUGUGCUCCUCAUCAGCCGAGGGAAGGACGGGCAACACUCGUGGGCGCGAGCCGAGAAGCCCAAGCAGAGCCCGGGCGGCUCCGGAAGAGCCACCCCCAGGACCAAGAGCCCAGCCAGGGGCCACUUGACCCCAGUGGGUUCCAGGAGUCCGGCGCUCAGCCGCCGCAGGGGGUCGCUUCCUGCCCCGCAAAUGGCCGACCCCUCGGCCCGAACGCCGCCGCUCGCUCCGAGGCCCCAGAAGCAGCGGCCGUUGGGUUCGACGGCCUCCCACGGCCCCGUCCGGCAGCCCCGGCCCAGGGAGAGCUGGCAGACUUCCGAAAGCCUGGGGCAGGAACUGGAGGAGAUGGCCCACACUUUCCGGACCCCGCUGUGCCUGGAUCCGAGCCAGGAGCUGCAGCUUUUCCGGCGGCUGGAGGAGGAGUUCCUGGCCAACUCCCAGAUGAUGGGCGUGGAGGAGGAUGAAGAACAGGAGCCGGUGGAGCCCCUGGGCAGGGCCUGCGACGGCCCUCGGCUGCUGCAGACCACCCCGGACCAAGGGGCCGCGGACUCGGCCUACUGUUCCUCCAGCUCGUCCUCGUCCUCCCUCAACUUCUUCAGCAAGUACGGCUUCCCGCCGGAGCCCAAAGACGAACCCAAAAGGAACGCCACCUCCCAGAGGCUCUCAGCCUCCGACGGGGCCCCCUCCGUCCACGCGGACUUCCCCAACGGCUCCGCCGACACCUCCGACCUCUGGGACUCGCCGGGCCCCCUCGAGCGGGCCACGCGCUGGCGGAAACCGGCCCUGUCCAGCUCCUCGGACGAAAGCAACUACUACCCGGGCCUGAAUGAUCUGCAGGAGGUCCAGGAGGGAGUUGAGAUCCCUGAGCCCCUGGCGGACAGUCCCUGGGCCACUGUGGAACUCUUGGCCCCUGCCGAGGACCCCGCGGAGUCCGUCGCCGGGUCCCCGGAAGCCCCCGAGGCCGUCGUACUCCGCCCGAAGUCGUCCCUGAAGAAACCCGACCGCGUGCCUUCCAUCUACAAGCUCAAGUUGCACCCCAAGAUCAAGCCCCGCACCGACUCCCAGCCGGACAAGGCCCCCUCAAAGAUCCCCACUCCCCUCAGCUACAAGGCCGCGGGGGGCAGCAAGACCCCAGCGGGGGGCGCCUCGCCCAAAGACAGCCCUUCCAAGCGCCCCUCGGAGCACCGGCCCUGGGCGGCCUUUCACAACGCCUUCUCCUCCUUCAUGGAAUCUCCCCGGGGCCCGGCGGAGUCGGGGGCGGCCGACGAGGGGGCCUGGGCCUAGCUGCCGCUAGGGGGCAUCGCCUGCACUCUACCCCCCACCGGCUGCAACUGUUUCCGCCUGUUGCUCCGCCAUCGACGCCCUGCUGCUGCCGGGGGCAUGCUCCCUUGUGACCCUGAGAUUUGCUGCUCUUUCGAAAGGAUUUCUUUGGGGUGUUUUGGAGGGGGGAGCCUUUGAUUGUUUGAAGGCAGAACCUCCUCUUUAUUUUUAUUUUUAUUUUAAACUGAGGCUGGAAGACGGCAUGGCUUGAGCACAGCCCCCUCCUGACUCCCGGUGCCCACCAGGUGUGUUGGGCUGCCACUCCCGUCUUUCCCCGCCAGUGCCUGGGGAUGAUGGGAAUUGCAGUCCGGCACCUCUGGAGGCCGCCGGGUCGGGGAAGGCUGCUUUAGCGGUAGUUCCUUGUUUUGUGAAAUGCUUUCAGGAGGAGUCCUUGAGCACUGGAGACCCGGAGGGCGGCUUCUGAGAUAUUCGCGGCCGCGGCCUCCCCUUGCGACCUUGCGCGUGGGGUUUGACUUCCUUCGUUUCCUGUAGCCUUCCAAACUCAAUCGCACUUUUGAUCGCUAAACCUCUCGUUCGAUCCCACACCUCGAAAAGGGCGACCGA